GUUUACUCUCUCUAACAUGCGCUCCUAACACGCAGCAGCACACGCCUAGGACAAACGCGGAGUUGGUGAGACGGAGACGGCGAGCAAGCGCUCAUCCCGACGUAGCCGUGCGUAUUUAUUUCCGUUCCACGGCAACCCGGUUUAACAUUUAAAUACCUUCGCAUCUAGCCGCUACUCUCACAGAGAGGCAGUCGGAUCGCGGAAUAGAGCGCGCUGUACCCGUCGUUAUAUUUAUAUUUGGAACAGUAGCAUUCGCGCGACCUGGCGGAAGCCUUGCCUCGCCCUGCUGUCCUGCUUCCACCUAGUGUCUCCUGUGCCCCAUCGUGCUAUUCAGUCAUCCAUUCGAUCUGCUCGUCCGACUGCACAAUGAAUCUUUUCCCCAAUUCUUUUAUGUAUCUACCUUUUGCUUUCUCUUUUACCUCCGUUUUUUCAUCUUUUCUCUAUUUCCAUUCCCUUAGCAAAAUUUAUCAUUUUUAAUGGUGUUUUCCCAAAGGUAAUGAAUGUUCGUCCAUUGAUUUCUAUUGAUCAAUCACACAUUAGCUAUGGCGAAAACCCACUGGCAAUGAGAAUUACUUCAAGUGGUUCGUUUUUCUUACGGCGUGGCAUUACGUGAAUUUUACUAGCAACAUUAGGAUGAGUAGCUUUGGAACGCGUUGCGGAACUAUUAGGAUCAGGUCGAGGAACGCGAAAAGGAGUGGUGUGGGUUAGGCUAGCAAGCAUAGGCCUCGGCAAGUUCCAUUGGUGUCUAACCUGAGCCAAAUCGAGUCGACUCCUCGGCUAAAUCUUCUUUGCGUGUCGAGGCGUUGAGAGCGAAACCAGCCGUGAUGUAGCCAACUGCUCGCGUUAUCGCAGCGACCACUUGGGGCAAAUACCACCGAUAACUCAUUGAUGGGAAAGCGUGCCAUUGCAACAAGUAAACAAGUGCGCCGCGAGAGUAGGGAUAGUAGGCACGAAGCGUCGUCUUAUUUAAUUAACUGCGAUAAUUUCUCUAUAGAACCGUUCAGCGUAAGUUGAGCUUCUCCGUUUCCUGUUAAGCUAUAUGAAUUUUAUGGACGCGUCUCGACUUUGGCUGCUACGCGACUUGCUGGUCGCACUGCUGACCAUGAGGAACUGUCGACGGAGGAAAAAGCAAGAGAUGCUGCCGCGGGCCAAGUUCGCCUUCAGAUUUGCAUUUGCACUUGCACUUUUAUUCGCCUCUUGGUAUUCUCGUUCCUUCGUUGCAUUGCGCCAAGCCCAGCCUAGCAGCGCGUGCUCCCGUUAAUUUGCUUUUGAGAAAAUUGGUAUCACUGUCUCCAAAUUCGACCUUGAAGCCACCCCGAGGCUUAUUAAUAGUUGUCGAGUCCACGAACCGCCCACCUAGAUGCUGACCAGUACUACGCGUAACGUUCGGGCUCCCUACCUAGCAGUUAUAAUCGCUCGAUAGAAGAUCCUCUUCCGAGCACACUCGAUACUCGUAGAACCGAACGUUUUCUCGCGCUAGACUCUCGCUCCUUCUGCCGAGCGAGAUGCUUCACGAUUUCGACGAUUUCGACACCCGCGCCUCCUUGGAACAGUGACCUAGCGAACGCACCUAGUGAACGCAGAAGUGAGACUAUUCCGACUGAAAAGGAAGACUUUAAAGACUAUCCACUUCGGGAAUCGUUACGAUUGGGCACUAAAAAUCCAAGAACGUCGCAGGCAAUAGCGAGAGUCGCGCUUCGAUUUUGAUCGGACAGUGUUGGUGGUGCUGGUGUGCUGAUCUGCUGAUGCUGCCUCCGAGUUUCUGCAGAAGAUUCUAAUGGUCAUUUUUUGUUGCCUCGUGACAUAGUAAUGUGCUCGAUUACAAUGCAGUUGGCUCACCUGGCUAUAGUGCAUCGAUUGGCAAUGUUUUAAAUAAACGGACAGAAAGAGAAUUUACGUAAUCCACUAGGACGGCCUUCCUCGAGACGAGAGGGCGAGAGCGCGUUGCUAGAGGACGCAUUAUUUGUUGGAGCGGGCUCGGCUGCUCGGUAUUUUUAGUCCGACAGUAUUUGGCGGGGCGGGUCGUGCGUGCCGUCGUCUCGUAUCUUUAGUGCAUCCCUCUUGUGCGAUCGGCAUCCUCGUUCCGUUCCGUUAUGCUCCCUCGAAGAUCGAAAGCGUCGUCGAAGAUUCGAAGAUCCGUUACUCUUAACGAGGAAUAACUCGGGUGGUAAAAAGUGGUGGGUGCGCGCGGGUGCGCGCGGGCACACUAUGCGUUACGCGAGAAAAGACUUGACCGUCGGAACGAGAGAGGACUUUGGCGUAUCCGGAUACUUACCACUCAUUACCGAUAGUAAAGGACCAAGGCCGUCAGGUGCUCCCUCGAAGUUGGCAGCGUUAUCGGCAUUCGACAUUUGACUCUCUAUAUAUAAUAAUCUACGUUAGCAUCCUCUUGUCCGAAUAGCGAAAUCUCCCAGUUUUUUCCUUCCUUCACCGUCGUCUCUCCUCUCCUUCUCGACCUCCUCUUCCUCCGCGGUCCCUUGGUCGCUAUCGGCCAUUUCCCCUCCGUCUUUCCAUUCGACACCUUGUUAUCUUUGGCAAGUAAGGAAAAAGUCAAAAAAGAAAAAAAAAGAAAAACAAAGAAAAAAGCCAAAAGGAAGCGCGGAUGUUUGCAUUGACACCGCGCGACAACAUGUCGACGACGCGCCAGGGCUCGACGCGUCGGAGUCGUUACUCGCGCUCGUCGACUACCAGCGUAACGCAACUCCUAAGUGACUCGUGCUCCAGUCUUCUUCAACGACUGACUACUCGUGUUCGCGGACCUUCCUCUGCGGCCGAUCGCGUCGCCAGCACUGCUUCCGCUUCAGGCUCCUCCGCCUCCUCCGCCUCCUCCGGCAGCAACCUCGGAAGUACCCGCAGCCGCCUCGAGGACAAGUACUCCUCGGUCCUGGAGCGAUACUCUCGAAAGCCGGAGGACAGCUACACGCGGAAGUUGGAACGCGACCACAGCUACUAUCGACGUGACGGCAGCUACCUUCGCGACGAGAAGACCCUGGAGCCUUCCGUCUCUCGCACCAUCGUCAAGAGUCCGACGAGCGUCCUCCUCUCCGAGAAGGCCUAUCCGUACGUGAGUGGUGGGACCCUCGCCGAUUCACGUCGCGAUAAGACUCCUGGUUAUCAGCAUCGCACCGUCGAGCGACAGAGUCUCGUAAACUCCGAGGCCUACCGGCGAUAUGGAAGACACAAGUCCGGCCACGCGGAAACUCGCAGUCGCAAGGUUCGUCCGCAUCGAAGUGGCAAAAGCGAGCAGCUCGAAGGAGCCGCGGCUGGGAAUUUCCGUUUGCGACCGAUCGAGAUCGAUCCCACGUGCACGAGGGAGCCCAUGGAUCCUGAGAAGACGCCGACUGGCAGCUGCGCGGCGAACAUCGCCGACGAAGCCGAUCAGGCCGUUUCCGAACGAGAAGCAAAGCGCAAGGAGAUACAGAGUCUGAUAAUGAAGUACGCGGCUAUCGACGAAGCCUACGCCCAAUCCGGAGGCGGAAAUGCGACGCCUGCCCAGCCCAGCACUGCCGAUCUCAUAGCCAGCAAGUAUCAGCGGAAUCCGACCGCGAGCACGAACGCGAUCGAGAAUGCGAUCGAGAAUGCGAGCGCGAGCGCGAACGUGAACGGCGCGGACACGAUCACGAUCACGACUCCGAUUAGCCCACGACCGCCCUCCGUCGAGGACGAUGAAGACGGCCACCUUGUUUACCGAUCCGGCGACAUCCUGGCAAAUAGAUAUAAAGUACUGGCCACCCUAGGAGAGGGUACUUUUGGAAAAGUUGUCAAGGUUAAGGACUUGCAGAUGGAUCACGUGAUGGCGCUGAAGAUCAUUAAGAAUGUCGAGAAAUACAGAGAGGCUGCGAAACUCGAAAUCAACGCCUUGGAGAAGAUCGCCUUAAAAGAUCCGGAAAAUCAACACUUAUGUGUUAAAAUGCUCGAUUGGUUCAAUUACCACGGCCACAUGUGCAUUGCCUUUGAAAUGUUGGGCCUCAGCGUAUUUGACUUCUUGAGAGACAACAAUUAUCAGCCAUACCCACUGGAUCACGUGAGGCACAUGGGUUACCAGCUCUGCUACGCUGUCAAAUUUCUUCACGAUAAUAAACUCACUCAUACCGACCUGAAGCCGGAGAACAUCCUCUUCGUCGAUUCUGACUUUGACACGACUUAUAACAGUAAAAAGUUCCUUCUGUUUAAGCGAAAAGACGUACGGCGCGUUAAGAGGACGGACAUCAGGCUCAUUGAUUUCGGUAGCGCUACCUUCGAUCACGAGCAUCACAGCACGAUCGUCAGUACGAGGCAUUACAGGGCGCCCGAAGUUAUCUUAGAAUUAGGAUGGUCGCAGCCCUGCGACGUUUGGUCCAUUGGAUGUAUACUGUUCGAGCUGUACCUGGGCAUUACGCUGUUCCAAACGCACGACAACCGCGAGCAUCUUGCGAUGAUGGAGCGUAUUCUGGGACAGAUUCCGCAUCGGAUGGCCCGCAAAACAAAAACCAAGUACUUUUAUCACGGGAAGCUUGACUGGGACGAUAAGAGUUCCGCUGGUAGAUACGUACGGAAUAACUGCAAGCCUCUCGACCGAUAUCUGCUCUCUGAUGACGAAGACCAUCGGCAGUUGUUUGAUCUGAUCCAGCGAAUGCUAGAGUACGAGCCGUCGCAGCGCAUCACCCUGAAGGAUGCUUUGACCCACUCCUUCUUCGACGCGCUUCCGGCUUCCCAGAGAUUACCGGAUCCAAGAGCAGCCGGUGACCAUUCCCAGCAAUCCCACGAACGCUCUCACUCGCUCUCCCGAUGAAGCUAGGAAAGGGACCGACCUCCGUACUGGACAGACACGCCAACGAUGCCAACGAUGCCAACGACGACGACGACGACAUCGUCAUCGCGCCUCUCACUACUUUUUCUUAUAAAUUCUCAAUCCUCUUUUCUUCUCUCUCAGCACUUUCUAACCUCCUCUUGACCCCUUCUCAUCCUCACUUUCUGCCUACCACUCUUCCUUUUUCUUCUUACACGCUUUCCUAUUGCUAUCCACUUGCGGCUUCAUCCUUUGCGUGUAGUUCUCCUCUGGUCCGUCGUCGUAAGAAUCGGUAGCCGGAAACGUCGAGAGGGCUUGGAAUGCGUCGGCGCUACGAAAUGGCGAAGGAGUCCCUCGCGUCUCGAGUAAUCGAGCUCGAUCAACAGCGAAAUACGGCUUGGCACGCGGAAAUUCAAGUGUCUGGACGGUUUAGCGUAACAGUGUCCCGGGAAUUGUAAACAUUUUGUAACGCUCUUCUGUACAUUUUAUCUCUUAAUUUUAUUACGAAUGUUAUUACGCAACAAAGUUUGAAGUAAAGAUAACUUGGUCGCACUUUACAAUCUAUUUGUUGUAAGUUAGUAUAACUCGAUACUGUUCGAGAUUAAGGAUCGGAUGAGUAAGUAGCAGUAAGGUUAUAGUGAGUUACGUGUAGAGUGCUAAGUAGACAAGAAAAAGAAUUAAAGACGAAGAACGAGGAGGAGAUUCUGCUACGGCGCGCGAUAGGUGCCUAUGCUGCGGUGUCCUCUUCCACCGAUCGAUUCAUGCUCCCUACAUAAUCGCCCGUACGCCCGAACGCGUUUGUUUAUUCACAGACUCUUUACACACAAUUAAACACGAUGCCAAUUUGAAGGAAAUGAGCCAGUUUUUUUUUUCACAGAAUCCAAUUAUUUGCUAAUAUUUUUUGAAAAUCUUUCCACAGGGCGAAUAAUUGACUGAAUUCUAAUCAUCCAUUUGAAUUACAUUUGAUCCCCUGAACGUACGACACAGUACGAAUCAAGUAUGAUAUACUAUAUUACUUUGUUGGCCUGAGUUUUUUUUUUUUUUUUUCCAUUUUUCUGUAAAUAGGACGACGAUCUUUCUGGCUAAGUCCGUACAAUUUUCUUAAGAUAUCUUUUUGUUCUCAUUAUAUCUCCACGCCGAAAACUCACUUUCUGUUGUCGCCAUUUCCGUAUAUGCGAUGUAAUAGUUUGACGUCUCGUAUCAACGAUACUCUCCCGCCAUUGUCAUACGCGAUACAAAAUGUCUGAACAUCGCGAUGCUAUUUUCGAUGGCAAUAAAUACAUCUGUUUUAAAUAAUAA
Cephus cinctus (wheat stem sawfly) is the source of this 6067-nucleotide messenger RNA. It is a transcript of the gene Doa, whose product is annotated as dual specificity protein kinase CLK2. NCBI's taxonomy places the organism in Eukaryota, Metazoa, Arthropoda, Insecta, Hymenoptera, Cephidae. Gene Ontology annotation, molecular function: protein kinase activity; ATP binding. The transcript has 9 exons. Gene Ontology annotation, cellular component: nucleus. The coding region runs from base 2603 to 4771 and encodes 722 amino acids. Gene Ontology annotation, biological process: protein phosphorylation. The record is from RefSeq and is a predicted model, not a curated record.